This is a messenger RNA of Trifolium pratense (red clover), 934 nucleotides long. RefSeq lists its product as uncharacterized. Bases 111 to 809 code for a protein of 232 amino acids. NCBI's taxonomy places the organism in Eukaryota, Viridiplantae, Streptophyta, Magnoliopsida, Fabales, Fabaceae. The transcript has 2 exons. The record is from RefSeq and is a predicted model, not a curated record.
AGUGUGACACUAACUCUAAAACAAAAUUGCUUUUGCUUAUAUAAAGAGAGCUAGCACAAGAGAGAAAGAGAACUAUUAUAACAAAGUAGCUAGUUAGGAGAAAAGCAAAGAUGGAAUGGAGAAAAUGCUAUUUGGAUGUGAUAUUGGUGCCUUUGGCAUUUAUAAUUAGCAUUGGUUAUCAUUUGUGGCUUUGGUAUAAGGUUAGAACUCAACCACAUACAACCAUUGUUGGUAUCAAUGCUAGUGGUCGUAGAAAUUGGGUUAAUGCUAUGAUGAAGGACAAUGAAAAGAAAAACAUCUUAGCUGUUCAAUCACUAAGGAACACAAUAAUGGGAGCAACCUUAAUGGCCACAACCUCAAUUUUACUAUGUUCAGGUCUAGCAGCAGUUAUAAGCAGCACAUAUAGUGUGAAGAAACCACUCAAUGAUGCAAUUUAUGGAGCACAUGGAGAAUUCAUGGUAGCACUAAAAUAUGUCACACUCUUAACAAUUUUCCUCUUCUCAUUUUUUUGUCACUCUCUUGCAAUAAGGUUCAUAAAUCAAGUCAACAUUUUAAUCAACACACCACAAGAUCCUAUGUCACUUGUGACACCAGAAUAUAUAUUUGAAAUUUUGGAAAAAGGUUUCAUUUUGAAUGCUGUUGGAAAUAGGCUUUUCUAUGCUGGGCUUCCUAUGUUACUUUGGAUAUUUGGUCCUGUUUUGGUUUUUCUUUGCUCUCUCACUAUGGUUCCUGUGCUUUACAAUCUUGAUUUUGUGUAUACUAGUGGAAAGGGAAAGAUGAAUGUGGAUCAAAAGGAGGAUUAUGUUUAAUCUUGUUGUAAUAUGUUUAAUUAAAUAUAUAAUAUGUAAGAUAUAAGAUUUGCUAUAUUGUAGUGACAUGACAUUAUCACCAUCUUAUCUUAUAUACAAAAAGUUGUCGAGCCCUGACUCCCUCA